ACACACCCCUCAAUCCAACACACACACCACCCCACCCCCAUAUUUGGACGGCGCAUACAUAGCUAAAAACGAAGUACAGUGCAACGCCAUAAUUCACUAAUACAUCAUAAAUCGUUGAAAGUACCCGCGUUAUAACGACCAAGAGAAAUCUAACAAAUCAAGCGCCCCUUAGUACUCAGCUGUGAGCUGCAACUCUCUAAAACAACCUAAAUGAGCUCUUACUUUGUAAACUCGUUCUCGGGGCGCUACCCAAAUGGCCCCGACUAUCAACUGCUAAAUUAUGGAGCCAGCAGCGGCGCAAUGAACGGCGGGACGUACAGGGACUCUUCCUCCGCCACCAUGCACCAUGCGACGGGUUCUUACGGCUACAGCUACAAUGGCAUGGACCUGACCGUCACCAACCGGGGAGGGGGCAGCGGCGCCAACACCGGAGGACACUUCGGGGGCGGCUCGGUCGUUGGGGACUCCCUGGGCUUCGGCUCCACAGCCUCGGAGAGGAGCUUCAGACAACCGUCCAGCUGCUCCCUCGCUUCUGCGGCAGACUCCCUCCUGUCACCCGGCGGAGGAGACACCAAGCUGGGCGGACAGAGCUCUUCUCCGCGCUCCGAGCAACCAGGAAGCGCGAAUCUCAGCUCUCCAAACCUGUCCUCCGCCUCUUCCUCCGGCGGUGGUGGAGGUGGCGGUGGCGGCUCGGCGCGGCGCUUCACGGAGCUGGAGGACGCGUCUCCAGAGGCAGAGGAGCUGCAGCACAACCGGGACACCGGGCACGGCGGCAACCUGUCGACCAGGGGUGGGCACUCGCAGCCCGGGCAGAAACAGGAGGGCGGCCCGGCGGGAGCAGCUGCGGGCGGCACGACGGGCAACGAGGCUACACCUCAGAUAUUCCCCUGGAUGAGAAAGCUGCACAUUAGCCAUGGUACACGCUGCUCCAGUGUUUCCUGCUUCUUAUUAUUAUUAGUGUGAUAAUUCUCUGUAGAUAAUAUUCAGAGUGCUGAGUCCUGUCUGUUUGGACACAUGGGGAGGGUGACAGUUUAGUGCUCUGUGCCUCUUUAGGAUACUUUUGUACACACUCUUCAAAAAUGGCUGCUGCCUUGAUUUAAGUUGAGUUAAACUGCUGACAAACAUGCAGCCGUGUUUGGCGGUGUUGUCCGCACCCCACAGAGCAUUUUCCACUGCGUCAGUUUAAUAUUUUCAUCUGACUGCCAGAAAUCAGUCAGCCGUGUGUCUCUGUCCUCCCAGUAAAGCUCAAACUAUCUGCUCUAAUUUGUGUGCAGCUUUCCUAGAGAGAGGAUUGCGCAGAUAAUUCAACGUGUAAUUUUUUUAUUUUACUAAUAACAAAGACAGCUGCCCUGCUGAGGUGAGCGUGUUGUGUCUCUGCAUCAGGCUGCAGUUCGUUUUACAUUUCCCUCCUGUAGCAGAGGACGCCGGAUAGUUUACCCCCUCUGUUCCUCUCCCCCGUUUUUAUUUUAGCAAAUUCCACAAAAGCGUCAUAAAUCUGUCAGGAGAGAGGAGAGCCGGGCAGCAGAGCCCAACAGGCUGAGGAGCGCAGACAGAGCCGGGUGGGAAAAGAGAAAAGAAAGAGGAGGCCAGGAAGGCUUUGGAGGCUGUAGCCCCUUUGAAAAGUGAAGCUUUAUUACGUGUGGGAACUUUAUUAGAGAGGUGAGGCAGAGGACGGGGCAAUAAAACCCUGAAGGGAGCUGGAGGGAAUGAAAAGGGGGGGAUUGAGAGGGUGACGGUGAAGAGGGGAGGUUAAAAAAGAAAACAUUAAUGUGACAAAUAAAAGCAAAUCUCUUAGCGAGGGCUGUGGAGUGGAAAUAAAAACGUGACGAGAAAGAGAGAGAGCUGUCAGGAUGAGGGGCUGAAAUAUGGCUGCGCCUUUACGCACGUUGAUUCUGAUGACAAUAUGGGUGAAAACAGAGUUGUGUUUGUGUGUGCUGCUAGAGAGGGGGUGGACACGAGAAUAUCAACACCUGUAGAGUCACUCUUUUAAAAUACAGAGAAAACACGGACACGCGUAAAGGUGUCCAUCCAGUAGGAUUCUGGUUCUGGUGAUAUUUGACUCAGAUGUGAAGUGUGUGUUGUUGUUUCUCUAAAUUAAUCCCAAAUUAAUCCGCGUGUCUGUGCCCACUCAGACCCCCCCUCCUAACGGCCUUUUGUUCGCUCCAAACCCUCAGAUAUGACGGGCCCGGACGGAAAACGGGCGCGGACGGCGUACACUCGCUAUCAGACCCUCGAGCUGGAGAAGGAGUUCCACUUCAACCGGUACCUCACGAGACGGCGGAGGAUCGAGAUUGCGCACGCGCUCUGCCUCACGGAGCGGCAGAUCAAGAUCUGGUUCCAGAACCGGAGGAUGAAGUGGAAGAAGGACAACAAACUGAAAAGCAUGAGCCUCGCUACGGCGGGCAGCGCCUUCCAACCCUAAAAUAUUAAAUACACAGAAAUCUAAAAAUCCUCCGUCCAUCUCUUUGGAAACCACGUGCAAGCUUCCCAGGAGAGGUAGAGAGACAAAAACUACAGAAACUUGAAGAAAAUACGAGAAGAAGGAGAAGAAGAAGCCAGCAGAGUGGAGCUCAAGGAGACGAGAUGAAGAAAAACAUGAAAAACAAGCAGAUUCCAAAAUGUAGAUUUCAGAAACAUUUCCCGAGUACUGUACAGCAGCGCAGCACUUUUUCUUUGUCGGCAUGUUGUUGGUCUUUGGUGUUUGAAAAAAUAAUGACUGUGGUACUUUCUCCUGUUCAAAACAAAAACUUGGUGUUCCUGUUUGUUGUCGUCGUUUUUUCAAAAGAAGUGCCCGGAGGAGGAGAGGAUGAAUAAUGCUACCUAACUACCUACAUCCUACCUACCUUCCUACCUACCUACCUACUACCUGUUGUUUGGUGUCUAAAUAUCGUUUUAUAUGUCACGUGCGAUGUUUUGUAUUUUAAAGUUAGCAUGUGUGCUCUUAUUGUAAGUUAUUUACAGCCAAUAACGCGAGUAUAGCGUAUUAGUCCGAGUCCCCCUUAACCUGCUAUUUACCUUCCACCAAAUCUGUGUGUGAGUGUGUGAGUGUGUGAGUGUGUGUGUGUGUGUAGGUGAGUGUGUGUACGUCUAAAACAAACCCUCGUAUCCAUCCAUAAUGUUGUGUAUAGCUCUAUUAUUCAGAAAGUGUAACUGUAUAUUAUUAUGAUGAUUAUUGUUAUUGUAAUUAUUGACUCCAUGCUUCAGAAAGGAUGUAUAUAGAUAUACUAUAUGGACAUUUUUAAAUGUGACCAGUUGGCUACCUGUAGUUGCAGUAUGUGUGUGUGUGUGUGUUAGAGAGAGAAAGUGUGUGUGUGUGGUUGUGAGAGAGUGUGUGUGCGCGCAUGUAAUGGAAAUGGCUACCGUCCUGUGAGGCCUGUAAGCUUUCUGCCAAUGAGCUUUUUGUAUUUGUUUGUAACUUGGAGUAAAAAAAAAGAAAACAAUAAAGUUUCCAAUACUCAUCCAAAAA
Xyrichtys novacula (pearly razorfish) is the source of this 3466-nucleotide messenger RNA. NCBI's taxonomy places the organism in Eukaryota, Metazoa, Chordata, Actinopteri, Labriformes, Labridae. The record is from the annotation of a GenBank genome assembly.